AUCAUGUGGGCGGCCCUUGCGGCCACGGAGGUCGUUUGUGUCUGUUGAACGGCCUGGGCAAGUCUUGCUGCCUUGGGCGGGGGUUAAAAAUUGUUCUUGAGAAGAACGUCUUUGUCCGAAGAGAAAAUGAGUUUAGCUCUGAGAAGCGAGCUUGUAGUAGACAAAAAUAAGAGGAAAAAAAGAAGAGAACUCACUGAGGAACAGAAACAAGAAAUUAAAGAUGCUUUUGAAUUAUUUGAUACAGACAAAGAUGAAGCAAUAGAUUAUCAUGAAUUAAAGGUGGCAAUGAGAGCCUUGGGGUUUGAUGUAAAAAAGGCUGAUGUACUGAAGAUUCUUAAAGAUUAUGACAGAGAAGCCACAGGGAAAAUCACCUUUGAAGAUUUUAAUGAAGUUGUGACAGACUGGAUAUUGGAAAGAGAUCCACAUGAAGAAAUACUGAAGGCAUUUAAACUAUUUGAUGAUGAUGAUUCAGGUAAAAUAAGCUUGAGGAAUUUGCGGCGUGUUGCCAGAGAACUGGGUGAAAACAUGAGUGAUGAAGAACUCCGAGCUAUGAUAGAAGAAUUUGAUAAAGAUGGUGAUGGAGAAAUAAAUCAAGAGGAGUUCAUUGCCAUUAUGACUGGUGACAUUUAAAGAAUUGCAAGGAUAAACACUAAGAAUGUUGCAGUUACCAUCUUAUAUUCUAUUUUUGUGCCUGGAGCCAUGUAAAAAAAGAAAAUAACUUAGUUGUUUUUUCCAAAAGGGCCAAAAAUAAGUGUCUUGUGUAUUUGUAUUUUACUACUGUUAAGUUUCUUUGUAUGAACGUGUUAUUAGUACUCAAAUAGUUUAGCUUUGUAUUUAUAAUGCAGGUUUUAUAUAAAGUUUUAAAAAAAUUGAAUCAUGUGAUGUGCGUUCUUUAAAGAUUUGUUUUUAACUUUUAACAUUAGUAAGUUUUAUUUUGGUGCACACAUUUUUCAGACUUUCAUAAAUAAAGUGUUUAUU
Molecule: messenger RNA, 978 nt
Organism: Lemur catta (Ring-tailed lemur)
Lineage: Eukaryota; Metazoa; Chordata; Mammalia; Primates; Lemuridae
Gene: CETN3
Product: centrin 3
Exons: 5
Coding region: 127-630 (167 amino acids)
Biological process (GO): spindle pole body duplication
Cellular component (GO): microtubule organizing center
Molecular function (GO): microtubule binding; calcium ion binding
Source: RefSeq, a predicted model, not a curated record